ACUGGUGGUGCUGGAUAGCUUAGUGAGAGGAAAUCCAGAACCCGUCAAAGGUUCGUCUUGUACCGCACGGACUAGGGAUGUACCGGUAGGUUUUGUAAAACAAAAAGCAACUUAACAGGACAAACUCAAAACUUACAAAACUCCAUCAGGCUUUCAAACAAGAGGCAGAUCAUCAGGGUCAUAGAUGUCAGUCCACAGCACUCUUUAGGUUCCUCACUACACUGUACAUACCACGUCAAUGCAAAGUGCUCCUUAUCCUGAUCCCAAAGCUGUGUGUUGGUAUUUGCCACAGUGAUAACAUCGCCAAGAUUAUAGAUCCUAUCUGCAGAACUGGGAGAGGGGCUGUCUAUUUAUUUCAUUUUUUUGUGUGAGCAUUGUGUGGACUGAUCAGCUAUUGGUUGACAGCUGGAGGAAUCAUGUAGUGGACCCUCUGUGGGGGGCGUGGACAGUUUCUUUGGGUCACGAUGGUGCUACACACGUCACCCUUUUCCAGUGCCUUCCUCAGGUUCCUGCACUCUCUGUCCUGGGGUCUAAUUUUCCCAUGCUUCUGGUUGUUUGACCGAUUGCUGGCAUCUUUUCUGGCCACAACAUAUGAAAAGCGUCAGCACUCGGAGGACCCCUGUUACUUCCGCGCACUCUGCAUUCUCAUCUCUACGCCGCUGUACUUGGCGUUGGUGGUAGCAACACUUCCGUUUGCAUUCCUGGGAUUCCUACUCUGGGCUCCCCUUCAGGCGGUCAGGAGGCCUUACAUCUACUCCCAGCGGGGCCGGGUAGACAAAAACCAUGCAGAGCAAGGCAACGCCGGGACACCCGUCAAUGACUGGAGGGCUUCAGGAAAGAGCUUUUGCUUCUGCUCAGCCAAUGUGUGCCUGCUACCAGACUCCCUAGCCCGCUUCAAUAACCUCUCAGACACACAAGGCCGGGCCAAGGAGGUGGGAAAGAGGAUCAGCAAUGGAGCUAGUCGUCCACAGAUUAAAAUCUACAUCGACUCACCCACCAACACCUCCAUCAGCGCUGUCAGCUUUACUAGCUUGGUCUCACCCCAGGGAGGUGGGGAGGUACCCAGUAAGGUGGCUUCGGUUGGAGGUGGCAUCAUGUCUUUAACGGAGUACAAACAUGAGAGCAAUGGGGAGGCAGAAAAGGAGCCAGAAGAGAGCAGCAGCAGUAAAUUGCAGGGACAGGAGCAAGAAAACACCCCUUUAAAUGAGACUGACUCAGCUUCAGGGGUUCAGAUUAGCAUCAGCGCUCCGGAACCCUCGAGUGUUCAGGAAGCAGAGGAUGGCCAGAUGCCCAAUGACAAGCUGAAGGAAGGGGAUUCAAGCAGCCUUGAUAGCAGGACUGCCUCCAGAGAUUCCCUGGUAAAGUUUCACAUUAGCGACAGCAAUGCAGUCAACAACAAGUUGGUGUACAGGGCCUCCAUGAUUAAAAAGGCUUCGUCCAGGAAGAGACGACAUGCAGACGACUCUUUUGAUCAUGAGAUAUCUGCCUUUUUUCCUGCCAACCUGGAUUUCCUGUGCCUGCAGGAAGUCUUUGACAAGCGUGCGGCUGAGAAGCUAAAGAACCAGCUGCACCACUACUUCCAGCACGUGAUCUACGAUGUGGGCUGCUACGCCUGGAAGGAUUGUGGCCCUUUCAAAUUCCUCAACAGCGGACUCCUUCUGGCAAGCCGCUACCCUAUCCUGGAUGCUUCAUACCGCUGCUUCCCCAACGGGCGGGGAGAGGAUGCACUGGCAGCCAAGGGGGCUCUUUUCGUCAAGGUGCAUGUGGGAUCUACACCUCAGGAUCAAAGAAUUGUGGGAUAUAUUUCUGGUACUCAUCUGCAUGCUUCGGAAGCGGAUUGUGCAGUUCGGUGUGAGCAGCUUGAUCUACUUGUCAACUGGCAGUCCGAGUUCAGAAAAUCUACCUCCCGUCCUGCUGGGGCAGACAGUCCUGAGGAUAUGGUGGCAUUCAACGUGAUUUGUGGGGACCUGAAUUUCGACAACUGCUCAUCAGAGGACAAGCUGGAGCAGCAGCACUCCCUUUUCACCCUCUACAAGGACCCCUGCCGACUGGGACCUGGGGAGGACAAACCGUGGGUGGUGGGAACGCUCCUGGACCCAUCUGGGCUCUAUAACGAAGAAGUCAGUUCUCCAGAGAAUCUACAAAAAGUCAUGGAGAAUGAAGAGGGGAGAAAGGAAUAUCUGGUAUAUCCUACCAGCAAGAAGCACGGCUCCAGUCAAAAGGGUCGGAAGAUACCACUCAAGGGCAGUGGGAGGAGAAUUGACUACAUACUGUAUGCUGAGGAAGGACUUCAGCCUGAAUGGAAAGUGGAUGUUGAAGAGUUUAGCUUCAUCACCCAAUUGGCAGGGCUGACCGAUCACCUGCCUGUAUCAAUGCGCCUGACAGUCUCAACUGGAGACGAAGAACCCUAGAAACACAGAC
Molecule: messenger RNA, 2421 nt
Organism: Polyodon spathula (Mississippi paddlefish)
Lineage: Eukaryota; Metazoa; Chordata; Actinopteri; Acipenseriformes; Polyodontidae
Product: sphingomyelin phosphodiesterase 3-like
Exons: 8
Coding region: 465-2411 (648 amino acids)
Biological process (GO): sphingomyelin metabolic process
Cellular component (GO): extracellular region; cytoplasm
Molecular function (GO): sphingomyelin phosphodiesterase activity
Source: RefSeq, a predicted model, not a curated record